AUGAUAAUCCUCGAUAUGCGACCAUUACGUUUAGUUGAAGGCACUGGAUUUGUACAGUUAAUGAGCUUUGUUGAACCUUCAUACAAAGUACCAAGUGCCAUGCACAUGUCUAAGUUAAUUCACCAGAAGCAUAGAGAGUCACAAAGAAAGCUCAAGGAUCUAUUGAAGAAAGAUAUGUCAAGUAUUUCAUUAACCACUGACAUUUGGACCAGUGGUUCCAAUGAAGCAUACAUAACUGUAUCUGGUCAUUUUAUCUCUCAAGCUUGGCAAUUAGUAGCAAUUGUACUAACAACCAGUGCCUUCCCAGAACGCCACACAGGAUUGGAGAUAUCUCGAAAGCUUGUUGAAAUUGUGAAGCAGUUUGGAAUUGAAGAGAAAGUUGUCUGUGUUGUGCAUGACCAAGCUUCUAAUAUGAUACUAUCUAUGGAUAUUCUGUUGGAGGAUAAGGAGUGGAGUAGUCUUAGAUGUGGAGCUCAUUGUUUGCAACUAUGUAUUAAUUCAGGGUUGACAUCUGUGUCUGCUAUUGAUCGUACUGUAGCAGCUGCUAAGAAACUCGUUGGACAUUUUCGUCACAGUGUAGUGGCCUCCGAGGCACUUAAGGAAAGGCAACAACAAAUGGGAAUAGAGCAAAAAAGGUUAAUUCAAUCCUGUGUUACUAGAUGGAGUUCGUGUUACGAGAUGUUGUUUAGGUUACUAGAAAUGAGAUUGCCAGUAUUAGCAGUACUUUCUGACGAAAGUGUAACAAAGAGGAAUGAUCGCUAUCUUGACUUAAAGAGUGAGCAGUGGACUAUCGUGGAGGAACUAGUAACUGUCCUUAAGCCCUUACAAGUUGCAACGACUUUCUUACAGUACGAACAUAACUCGUCUGUAUCGUGUAUCUUACCUGUUAUCAAUGGUUUAGAUCUGUCUUUGCAACCAUCAAGUGAUGACUCACCUACAAUAAAGCAAUUCAAAGACAAGGUUCGUGGAGAAAUUAGAUCUAGAUGGUAUCUAAACAACUUGAAUAUCACUAGUUUAGAUGUUUUAGCAUCUGCAGUUGACCCAAGAUUCAAGCAAUUGAAAUUCCUUAAUGAUGAACAGAAGUCAGGUGUCAAGGAAGAAAUAAUACGUAGAAUGGCCGAUCUUUCACCACUUCAUCAAAACCCAGAUGUAUCAAAUGUUGUGAGUCAACCAUCUGCACUAGACAUAUUGUUAGGACCAGAUGAAGUUAUCACUGAGUUUUCUACAUUUCAAGAAGAGGUGGAUGCUUACUUUUGUGAGAAGGCUAUUUCCAGAGAUGUGAACCCUCUAGUUUGGUGGAAAGAUAACCAAUUGCGUUUUCCAAAUCUGGCAAAAGUUGCUAGAUCGCUUCUAAGUAUUCCAGCUACCUCAGCUCCAGCUGAAAGAAUAUUCUCUGCUGCUGGACUAACAGUCACUAAGUUAAGAUCUUCACUAAAUCCUGACACUGUUGAUGCUCUUAUUUUUUUAAAUAAGAAUCACUAUGUACUUGAUUAA
Molecule: messenger RNA, 1494 nt
Organism: Amphimedon queenslandica
Lineage: Eukaryota; Metazoa; Porifera; Demospongiae; Haplosclerida; Niphatidae
Product: zinc finger BED domain-containing protein 4-like
Exons: 1
Coding region: 1-1494 (497 amino acids)
Molecular function (GO): protein dimerization activity
Source: RefSeq, a predicted model, not a curated record